CCUAAUCCCAUUAUCAAUCUCCCCCUUUCUCAAGCUCCGCUUCUGCCUGUCUUCGCCUCAGUCAUUGAUUGCCGCCACCUACCGCCGUCUCCAACAGCUAGCCGUCGUCGUCGCGCCGCAACCCGUCCUCGCCGGUGCAAAGUCUGGUCCUUUCUUUGCCGUUUUGUGUGGUGAUUCUGCCACCGUCCAUUACUUUUCGUCGCAAUCAACAGCAUCGCCCCAUCUCUCUGCCAAUUUCUCCUCCUCUUUUCCGGUGAAAGCUGCAGAAUUUCCGAGCGGGCCGGUUUUACGAGCUUAGUCAUCGUCUUGGUUUCUUUCUGCCUCGGGUAAAAGCUUCUACCCCUGCUAAUUAAGUCAUUGCUCGCAGAUUGCGGUUGCUCGCUCUUUUGCCUACAGUGAGCCAAAAAUGGGAAUUGGUGGCUGCUCAUCAUUGACAAGUCUCAAGAACCCUAUAAACAAAAUGUCCAAAGACUCGUACUUGCGAACUGUCCUUGUCUUUGUUGCAUAGCUCGAGGAGUGUGUUUUGAGAAGUUUGAGUGAGAAUGUCCAUUUGAUCUUUCUGGUUUGCCCCAUUCUUCACAGAUAAUAGGAGUAGCAGGAUAAUUUUAGGUGCAUUUUCUUAUUAGAAACAUGGGCAGCUUUGAAGGCUUUCCCUUUUGUUUUGAAGCUUCGUUUUCUUGAAACUUAGUGGCAUAUUGUGUCCAACUAGUAUUCGUUUCGGGAGAUAAAGCCAUACCACUAGAUUGAGUUAAAAUUUUCUUAGCUACCUAGUUAGGUUCAUUGGUUAUGCAUUAUUGCAUUUUUAGAAGCUCUCAUUGUUUGAAGCAGGGGAACUGGACACUAUGCAUAUUUUGUCCGGCUUUUUUUUUGUCGCAUUGUAAAGAGAGCUGGUUGAGGUAAAUGCAUUGAUAUAUGUGAAUAUUACCAAAUAUCAUGACACAAAUGCUUUGUUGAUGAUAGAUGGCAAGCGCUUGGAUUUGAGCUUUGCAAUCAUACAUAGGGAUAUAGAGAGGGAGUGGGAGAAUCAGGGUGGAGUUAUGGGUCUUAUUUUUUUUAUGGAGGUUCUUGCUUGUGCUCUGAAGAAAUAUACGUCUGCAAUAUUUCAUGGGAGAAUGAGGAGACCAAAUUAAAUUUCAAACUUAUUAUUGCUUUGGAGCAUCUUGGAGCAAUUGAGCAAUGGAGCUUAUGGAGCAAGGCUCACUUGGAGGAUUGCUCAAUUGGUUUGCUUCAUAGUUUUGUUUUGUUUCUCUCUUGCAUAUGUUUCAUCAGAUUACACACUGAUGAUAAACAGAAUAGAAGCAAAGAAGGCUACUUUAUAAAUGUUGAUUCCCUUUUUUGUGAUUAUGUGAUUCCCAUGGUUUCAGCAGUGAAAGCUUUGCAGUAUCAGAAUGAGUGGCCGUUUCUCUCGAACAAUCUAUUGUGGCAACCUGCCCGCAGAUAUACGAGAAUCUGAAGUUGAAGAUAUAUUCUACAAGUAUGGCAGGAUUCUGGAUAUAGAGCUGAAGAUUCCUCCUCGCCCUCCUUGUUAUUGUUUUGUUGAGUUUGAAACUUCUCGGGAUGCUGAAGAUGCGAUCAGGGGACGUGAUGGGUACAAUUUUGAUGGCUGUCGUUUGAGGGUUGAGCUUGCUCAUGGUGGAAGGGGACCUUCUUCAAGCGAUAGGCGUAGUGGUGGCGACGGCUACGGUGGUGGUGGUGGUCGUGGUGGUGGAGGAGGAGGUGGGGGCCGGCAUGGUGUCUCCCGCCAUUCUGAAUUUAGAGUAAUUGUCCGUGGGCUCCCUUCUUCUGCUUCUUGGCAAGACUUAAAGGAUCACAUGCGGAAAGCUGGCGAUGUUUGUUUUGCUGAAGUUUCGCGUGAUGGUGAUGGGACAUUUGGCCUUGUUGACUAUACCAACAGCGAUGACAUGAAAUAUGCUAUUCGGAAACUUGAUGACACUGAGUUUAGAAACCCUUGGGCCAGAUCCUACAUUCGGGUGAAGAGGUAUGACAGCUCACCAUCAAGAAGCCGCAGCAGAAGCAGAAGCCGCAGCAGAAGUCCAAGAAGGGACAGAAGCAAAUCUGUGGGACGAUCAGUUUCAAGGUCCAUGUCGAGAUCUAGAUCAGCAUCACCUGCUAAAUCACCAAGGGCUAGAUCAAGGUCAAGGUCUGCUUCCCCUGAAAAGGCUCGUUCGGGAAGCGCCUGAGUGAUUGAGACCAAACUGAGAGCAUUUCAUGGCCUAUACCCACCUGUUGGGGUUUAAUGCUUUGAAUCAUUGAGACUAGCUGCAGUUUCGAGUUCUAUGGUACUGAUUGUUUAUCUUUAUUCGUUGCUUGCUUAGGGGUUAUGUAUGAAGUAUGAACUAGAGUUGGGUUUUGUUGGAUCAUUCUGUGUAGUUGCUCAUCAAUGGUGUGACACUGACGUUUAUUUGGAACACUUUUGCCGCUGUGUGCGACUGGAUUCUUGUUUGACUUGGCUAUGUUGAGACGUCAGUUGUAUCGAUUUGACUUGUGACUUGGUUGUUUGAGCGUAAGAAUAUCUUUGUUCUGGUAGUCGAUAGAUUGAAUUUUAUUACCUUCGUGAAUCAUGAACCAAUUGUUUUUAUGUGG
Molecule: messenger RNA, 2583 nt
Organism: Linum tenue
Lineage: Eukaryota; Viridiplantae; Streptophyta; Magnoliopsida; Malpighiales; Linaceae
Source: the annotation of a GenBank genome assembly